Messenger RNA from Manihot esculenta (cassava), 1528 nucleotides. RefSeq names its product dof zinc finger protein 1. The record is from RefSeq and is a predicted model, not a curated record. Bases 296 to 1030 code for a protein of 244 amino acids. Gene Ontology annotation, molecular function: DNA binding; DNA-binding transcription factor activity. Gene Ontology annotation, biological process: regulation of DNA-templated transcription. The transcript is spliced from 2 exons. NCBI's taxonomy places the organism in Eukaryota, Viridiplantae, Streptophyta, Magnoliopsida, Malpighiales, Euphorbiaceae.
GAUUUUUUUUUUUUUUUUAAUUACCUGCUACAAGUUUCCUUUUCCUUUUCAUUUUCUUCUUUUCUGCCUUUAUUAAAGAUGAAGUUGCUCAGCUCACCCCCCACUAAUAUUUUGAAAUUUAUGCUGCUGUCAUUUGAAAAAAAACCUUUCAAAUUGUUCUUGAAAGUACUGCACUUUUUUCUCUUUCUUUCUUUUCUCUCCACAAUCUGCUGAAGAGGACUUGGAAAAAGUUGCUAUAAUUUGUUUGUAUUGCUGUGGCAAUCCUCAAAAAAGCGGGACUGGAUUGGCUAAACCCAUGGAAGUUUCAAGGCCUACUACUACUUUAGAGAGAAGCAAGGUAAGGCCUCAAAAGGAUCGAGCUUUGAAUUGUCCAAGGUGCAACUCCACCAACACCAAAUUUUGUUAUUACAACAACUAUAGUCUCUCUCAGCCAAGAUACUUAUGCAAGACUUGUAGAAGGUAUUGGACUGAUGGUGGCUCUCUAAGAAAUGUUCCUGUAGGCGGAGGUUCAAGAAAGAACAAGAGACCAUCAUCAGUUUCAUCUUCUUUAGAGCAGCUUCCUGAUUUCACCACAACCCCUCAAGCUUCUCAAAACCCUAAGAUCCAUCAAGACCGAGAUCUCAACUUAGCUUAUCCUCCUUCAAAUCAAGAUUAUGGUAAUGUAUCCAAGUUUGCGCGAAAUCUAAACCCUAGUUCUUCAUCAUCUGUGCCUUCUCAUCAUAUAUCAGCAAUGGAUCUUCUCAAGACUGGUAUGACUUCAAGGGGAUUGGGUCCUUUGAUAUCGUUGCCUGUUGCUGAUCCAAACACAGUAAAUUCAACUGGGUUUUCUCUGCAAGAGUUCAAGCCAACCCUUAAUUUUUUCUUGGAAGGGUUUGCGAGUGGUGGGUAUGAGAACAUUCAAGGAGUGCAAGAGACUGGCCCCAGGCUCUUGUUCCCUAUGGAGGAGUUGAAGCCUGUUCCAGGCAACACUGAGUAUGAUCAAAAUAGAGAGCAAGGUGAUACAAGUGGAUUCUGGAAUGGAAUAUAUUAGGUCUAUGAAGGAUAUAUAUGAUCAUUGCAUGGAUGAUAAAGAGAGAUCAAUCGGUGUUUUCUAUAUCUUAAUUCAUAUCUUUUACUUCUUUAGUUGGUGAGUGAUGAUGAUUACUUGUUAAUAAAAACACUAACUGAUCAAAGGGCACAUGGAUUUCUUUCUUUUCUGCUUUCAGUUUGAAACUUUUCUCUCUACUUUCGGUUUUUAUCUAUGUUCAAGGUGGGUUUUCUCUUUCUUUUCUGAAGCUUUUGGGUUGGCAUAUGAAGUUUCAAUCAAAGCAAAGGUGAUGAAGACCUCUUUAUCCUUUAGGGCUUCAUUAUUAGUGAAGAUUUGGAUAUCAUGUUAUAUGUUAGGCAGGGAUGAGAGAGAGAUCUCAAUGUUCAUGUAAUUUAUUUAUUUAUUUUUGUAUGAAACAAAUGGUGAUGGAUGAUUACAUAUGUACUAUGUGGAUUAAUGUUUGAAUUAAUGUGUUGAGCUUCAAGUGAGCAGUUGGCAUGA